UUGCACGUACGGUUUAAUAAUCCUACUACCGGUAUCAUCACAGGGUUUGUUUGUUUUUUAAAUUACUGUUUUUGUGGGAGUUUUUUUGUUUUACUGACUAAUAACGCAUUUUUCAAAAAUAUGAAUUUUGAUACCUUCUAUUUAUUACCUUUAUUAUGGUCAUUUUGAAAAGUCGUUUGAUUUGAUAUACAAUGUUGAGUAUACAGAGUCUUCCUCGUUUCUAUUACUUCAUGACUGCUGAUUAUAAUGAAUGUAUGCGCAAUUAUUGACACUGCAGAUUACAAUGCCGCGUUUCCGGUUUAGUGCAUUCUGUUUCUGUCUAUAGAGACAUAGGAGAGCUGGCGUUGCAGUAUUUACAAGUAUUUUGAACAGCACGAUAUUGUUAAUACUUUUUUUAAUAUAAAGUUAUUUUAAAAAUCAGAAAUGGAUAUUUCCAAGUGUUGCGGGUAGCUGCUGCUAGGGUACUAACAAUAGACGGGGUUAGGAGACUAUAGCUCAAAGAACUGAUUUGUGUUCAUUAAAUACGCUCAGAUAAAACCCUUGGAAAUUACAGUGUGAGAUACAGUAUUUGUAAACUAGACAUUCAGAAGGAGGUUCAAGAGUCUUUUUCAAAUGUUUCCAUUGUUGUAUUUGCACGGGUGUGCCGCCUAGACAGGUUCAGUCACUGCAGUUUAACAGAAACUCCCCACCCUCCGGUUAUUUGCUUUGUAUUAGCUUUUCUUCUGUGGCUGUGUUCCACCAGAAUUUUUUUUUUUUUUUUAUAAAUGUCAUGUGCGUAUUCAUUUACUUUCAAUUUAAAAUGUGCAAUUGUUUCCCCUCACCGCAACAGUUUAGGAGAACUGUCCUUCGAUCUCACCAACCUCGGAGUCACCCUGGACCCCUGCCUCUCUUAUUCCCUGCACAUCUCCACUCUGGCACGCACUUGCCGAUUCUUCCUGAGCAACAUCCGAAGAAUCCGACCCGUCCUCACCAACUACGCCACCCAGCUACUGGUCCAGGCCUUGGUAUUCUCCCGCCUAGACUACUGCAACUCCCUCCUGGCUGGCCUCCCUGCGUCCGCCACCCGUCCGCUCCAGCUCAUCCAGAACUUCGCUGCCCGCCUGGUGUUCUCUCUGCCUCGCUUCGCCCACGCUACUCCACUACUCCGCUCGCUCCACUGGCUCCCGAUCACCGCUCGCAUCCAGUUCAAGACUCUUGUACUAGCCUACAGAUGCCUUGACCAGACUGCACCCAGCUACCUCCAGACCCUCAUCUCUCCCUACACCCCCACUCGACCUCUCCGCUCCACCUGCACUAGAAGACUGGCUCUACCUCCUCUACGCUCCCCUGCCUCCAAAGCCCGCUCCUUCUCCACCCUCGCCCCGCAGUGGUGAAAUGACCUUCCUACAGAUGUCAGGACUGCCCAGUCCCUGACCACCUUCCGGUGCCUCCUCAAGACUCCUCUUCAGACAGCACCUGUAGAACUCCUCUUUUGCCUCUGGACACUAUCACUCUUCCUUAAUGCACUUUACUUGCACUUAUCUGAUCCCUAUUUUACUGCAUUUAACCCUGUACUUUACAGAGUACUGUACUGUAAUCUGCCACAAGUGUUAUUCAAUCUGUAGUAUUUUGCUUUUAAUCGUAUCAUGAUGUCACUAUCACUGACACUUAUCUGCUCCAAUAUUGAAUCCUAUUUUGUCAUAUAAUUGUACUUACUAGAACUGAAGUCAUUGCAUUUUAUCUUGCUCUUAAUUUGUAUUAAUACUUGUACUGUGAUUCUUGAAAUAUAUUUUUUGGUUACGACUGUAAGUCGCCCUGGGUAAGGGCAUCUGUUAAUAAAUAAUAAUAAUAAUAAUAUGAAACUGGCUCCACUGUGGCUCUAAGGGUGGGCCGGUAACGCAUUGAUGUCUAUGGGGCUCCAGAGCCAAAAUGGCCACCGCUUGUCAGCAGUUUCUUACCUUUCUCUAAUCUUUUCUGUGAGUGUGUUAUGAAACUGGCUCCA
Molecule: messenger RNA, 1981 nt
Organism: Acipenser ruthenus (sterlet)
Lineage: Eukaryota; Metazoa; Chordata; Actinopteri; Acipenseriformes; Acipenseridae
Exons: 2
Coding region: 765-1373 (202 amino acids)
Source: RefSeq, a predicted model, not a curated record